GCCAUAGGUCUGACCCACGCCAGGAAGAAGUUUUCUAGUGUUGAAGUCUAUAAGCCGGAAUUGAACCAAUUCGUUCAUUAGUAUCCCAUAUGUACAGUAAACGAGUGCAAUUAAGAAGUCUUGAAUGAUGGCAUCUAAAAAUGAAGCCCAACAUUUCGUGGAAUGUGAUUUGUGUCCGGAACCAGUCUCAUUUUUCUGCAGACGAUGCGGGGUCAAACUCUGUGACCCAUGUGUCCUAAAGCAUCUUCGCGUAAAAUCUAAAAACGGUCAUGACAUUGUAGAUUUCGUCAGCAAGGAUGAUGACGACACAUGUCACUGUGAUUCCCAUCCCCAAAACGAUUGUUCCGCAUUCUGCAAAACUUGUGAUGUUCCGAUAUGCAUUCUUUGUGUUUCUAUCAAGCAUAAAUCGCACGAAAUAUCCGAGCUGUCCGGUAAAAUUGAAGAACUUUUGAACGUUAUUGCACGAGAAAAUGAUCGACUUCAAUUAUACAAACAAGAAUUAGAACGAAUUCUGGAACAUACGGCAAAACAGUUGUCCUCAAUAUCCUCGUUUUACAAACAGAGGAAAGAUGAAGUUACAGCACGGGGAGAAGAAUGGAUCAAAUUGAUCGAGACGACCAUGAAGAAACUUCACAUGGAACUGGAUGACAUGCAGAAAAAGCACGAGGAUGUAUUACUUAAACAAAAGAUAGAAUUCGAAGAAAAGAUUCGAAAACUUGAUGAAGUAAACGGGAAAGCUUUAAAAUAUCAGAAAUCAAAAAACGUCACAGAUAUGCAGACAUUUAUACCAGCCAUUCAGAAACAGGAAACACUCAUAGAGUUCUCUCAGUAUUCGUUUCCAACAUUCUGUGAAUGUGAAAUUGAUGCAAAUGAUUUGCAAUUUUAUUUUGGAUACGUUGAAAAAUUGCAGGAAAAGAAAAUCUCGCUCAAUGAAAAGAAAUCUAAAGAAAUUGAAUUUUUUGGGAAAAAAAUAUUAAAGAUACCAACGGUUGCUUCUGUUGUAGACACCGAGUUUCCUGCUGCUGAUAGUGAUGAUGAUGAUAAUGAUGAAGGUAAUAAUGAUGAAGAUGAUGAUGAUGAUGAAAAAGGUCGUCUUUAUGACAUGGCCGUAACUGAUGAUAACAGAGUGUGGAUGGGAGGAGAGGGCAGAGAACUGAAGUUGUUUGAUCUUCAGGGAAACCUCCACCACACCGUAGGCAUUACUGACACAGUAAUGUACUUAAGUAUGUACAACAAACAUGUCGUUUACACUGAUCAUAAUGAUGGCGCCGUGAAAAUCGUAUCUGACGCAGACACUGUGGAGACGAUGUUCACUACCGGAGACUGGGAGCCGUACGGCGUCACAAGCACCGCGUCCGGUGAUCUACUGGUCUGUCUCCGUAAAGACGAUCAGUCCAAAGUCGUCCGAUACAGCGGUACCGGCACCGUGCUUCAGGAAAUCCAGUACGACUCGCAAUGUCAACCCCUGUACAAAAACGCUGUAUACAUCUCUGAGAAUGUCAACGGAGACAUCAUUGUUACUGACUGGAAGAAAAACGCAGUCAUUGCCGUCGAUAGAUUAGGCAUAUUCCGAUACUCAUACUCGGGGCAGGACAGUGAUUUUGAUGUGUCUUCAGUCGCCGCUGAUUCUGUCGGUCACGUCAUUGUUACUGACUUAAAUGGUGACAAAAUUCACAUGCUGGACAUGGAUGGACGGUUUCUGAGGUACAUCAUUCCAGAGGAAGGGAUAAGUAGACCAAGCGCCGUGUGUAUCCUUGGUCACGGUGAGAUGAUGGUGGGAGAGUGUAUGUCUGGAAUUGCUAAAAGAAUCAAAUACUUUGAUGAAUGAAAUAUCAAUUUAACAAGUAUUCAGCAAUUUGAAAAAACAUAAAAAAAAUUUAAAUUUUAGAUACUGACUUUAAAAGAACAGCAUAAAUACAAUUAUGCAAUUAAAGUAUAAUUACAUUUGUGAAAAAUGGAGAAAAACAUUUUUUAAAAGAUUCAUUUUCAAUUAUCGACAAAAGUUGUGAAAAUCUGGAAAAAGCAUGAAAUGACGCAAUUAUAUAUCCUUAACUUGAUUUUUCUAGUUAAUUAUUUUUUUUUGAAAAAGGACGACUUGACACAUAAAAUUAACUAACUGCAGGAAUACAUGUAUUUGUUGAUGGCUUGAAAAUGGUUUUUACACGACAACGGAAUUCAUUUAUUAAUAAAUUUGGAUUUCUUUUGCUUUGCAUGGCUGAGCUUUAAGUACUCUACAUCAGGUAUUUUUGGUAUUGCAACAACCGUCGAUGUUAUAAUUAUUUUUAAUGCUUCUAUGAUAUCAUAUAAGGAAAACUGAACACCGGUAUAACACAAUGUACAACUGUCAAAUCAUAAAAUAAGAAUUCAAUGACAAUUUCGUUUAGUCCCAUGGAGACUGAUUAUGGCAAACAUACACCAGCAUGUGAUUUUAAAAUAAAAUGUUAAAUGCUGUUUGCCAACUCACGACACACUCUGAACUCUACAACGGAGAAUACUAUUAAAAUGGUAAACAAUACUUUAUUUCUGCAGAAAUUGACAUUUAAACGUCUAUAAAACGUGAAGUAGCAGUAUGACUACAUACAAGGAGAGAAAAAGAACAGUGCUUUGG
This is a messenger RNA of Magallana angulata, 2608 nucleotides long. RefSeq lists its product as uncharacterized. The record is from RefSeq and is a predicted model, not a curated record. Gene Ontology annotation, molecular function: zinc ion binding. The transcript is spliced from 2 exons. Lineage: Eukaryota; Metazoa; Mollusca; Bivalvia; Ostreida; Ostreidae. Bases 125 to 1828 code for a protein of 567 amino acids.